UUGACAUUUGAACGCCAGAAGCAAAUCGACUUCACAACCAGAUUUUUGCGCUCCGCAUUCGGCAGCUCCAGCAGUCCAGCCGCCAGCAAUCGCUACCAGCAUGACGAGCAUCCGCCCUCAGCCCUCCAUACCUUAGCCCUGAUUUGGGGAUUUCCGAUUGGCGAUUGCCUUGCACUCUUGCUCCGCCCGUCCUCCAAUUUUCCGGACUCCGGUCUCUGCAGUCUGAGUUUCUAAUUUCUAAAUCCCUGAUUCACUAUCACUCUAUCAGAAGCAAUUCUAGUGUUCAUCAUUGAAGUCCGGGGAUCAAAAUUGAUACAAAUCUUUGAAGCAAGUGGUUUUCAAAGACAUCUGUUUACAUGUGGUGGGGGUGAUUUUCAUGUUUAUGGCCGUUUCUUGUGGUUGCCUUUCCAGGUCAAAUUGUAAAAGGCUGACUAGUGAUUAUAUGAAAAUGAUCUGCUCAAGGCAUGUUUCUUGUCUGAUAUUGAUUAUUAACUUGAUCCUCAUUGGUCCAGCAUGGACUCAUCAGAGUAAGCUUGAGACCAAAUUCUUGAAUGUUGGGGAUGAACUUCAUAAGGAAACUAUUCCUCUACAGUCAGGAUCUCGUCUCUACCAUUUGCAGGGACUGAAGUCUCACACUUGGUAUGAAGUGAAGAUAUCUUAUCCUGCAUCUAUGCCCGCUAUUUUUUCCUUACAACUGAAGAGAGGUUGUUCAAAGUUUGAGUCAAAUCAGGGAAGAAAGUUAUUGAAUACUGAAAAGUUAAUUUUCAAGACCAGUAGCUUGGACUUGCUAAAUAACCAGGAUGCUAUGUUUAUUCUGGUAACUGUGGAGCCUGAAGGGUUUGUUGCAAUACCUGGAGUGCAGGAAAGAAAUUUCAUCAUGUUUAAUAUAGUGUGUGAUGAACUAUAUUUGGGCAUUCCACAGAAAGCGUGGUACGUUGUUGUGUUGGUAAUACUGUGCUUGGUAGUCUCAUUUGCCAUCCCAUCAUUUCUUCCACCGCACCUUCUACCAAGGAACUCAAAGAAGAAAUAAAUAUAGCCGUUGAUCAAAUUAUUGUUUAGGAUUGUCAAAUAGGCUGUGUACUUCGCGGGUGAUCGAUUUGCUCGUGUCUUACUUUGUUUAUUAUUUCUGUUCAGUCUCUCACGCAUAAGCAAUUUUUACAAUUUUUGCCUUAUACUUUGUGACUUUGUGUAGUGGCAGAUUAUGUUCUGUGACUUGAAAUGUUCUAAAAAACGUCAUAGGUCUUGGUGGAUGAGGCCUAAACCGGCUGAUUAGACAUGGUUAGAGGGUUCAAUUCAAAACAAAAGCGCAUGUACUCAAGAAAUGUCUUGUGGAGAC
Cuscuta epithymum is the source of this 1336-nucleotide messenger RNA. Lineage: Eukaryota; Viridiplantae; Streptophyta; Magnoliopsida; Solanales; Convolvulaceae. The record is from the annotation of a GenBank genome assembly.